AGCAACACAUUUAAAGAUGGAAGCAUGUCUGUAAAGUAACACUUUGAGAGAACCAAAAAGUAUCAUUAUAAAGCUGUAAAAGGGCUGGUGAAAGACAUUCUUGUAGAGAAGCUGAUGUGACAAGAAGAAACUAUUUUUCAGAAGGAGAAGGUUAUAUGAGGAGUUUGGUGUGUAAGAAGAUGUGGUGGGUUGUACAUCGAAGGACCAACAAGAGGAACUUACACCGUGGUUGUGAGAACAAGAGCAUAUGUGACUUGGGGAAAGACUUGGAUGAGAUACUAAAGGGGAGGCUAGAGACGAUAGAGGAGGAACCAGAAGCAGAAGAGCGAGAGCGGUUAGGAGAAUCGCAGAAGCCAAUGUUGGUUAAGGCUAAGAUGAAAGUGGAGAAGGGCAAGACAAUAGUAAAAGCUAAAAUGAAAAGUGGGAAAGUGUUUUACAUGUUGUGUAUUAUUGGCUUAGCCUCUAGACGAGGUUUGAAUGAUCUUGUUCUUCACUAAAACCUUCUCAACUCCUAAUUUUCUUCUUCAGAUUCCUUUUUUUUUUCUUUACUUGACUGUGGAUGUAUAUAUAGGUGAGUGUGUAUUUUUAUCUGCUAUAUACUGGUUGUGUAAUGCAGUUUUAUGUUUGUUUAUGUUUUGU
Messenger RNA from Brassica oleracea var. oleracea, 639 nucleotides. RefSeq lists its product as uncharacterized. The coding region runs from base 156 to 497 and encodes 113 amino acids. The record is from RefSeq and is a predicted model, not a curated record. NCBI's taxonomy places the organism in Eukaryota, Viridiplantae, Streptophyta, Magnoliopsida, Brassicales, Brassicaceae. The transcript is spliced from 2 exons.